Molecule: messenger RNA, 1734 nt
Organism: Naegleria lovaniensis
Lineage: Eukaryota; Heterolobosea; Eutetramitea; Acrasida; Naegleriidae
Exons: 1
Coding region: 1-1734 (577 amino acids)
Source: RefSeq, a predicted model, not a curated record
AUGCUUUUUAAUGAUCAAGAGCAGAAUUCGCUCGUUUGCCUCCUAUUAGAUUACUCGGGUACUAGAGCGAUCGAGCCUAAUUAUUGGGGCCAAAAAUUAAAAAUCAUGAUGGAUGAGCAGAGAAAAUUAAGAGCUUACAUUUUGAGCGAACAAAUUCGGUAUUUAAAGGAUUUACAAGAUUGUGAAUAUUUGAGAGACUUUAUAAGAGAAUUUCCAUUACCUACCCCGUCCGAUAAAUUAUUUAUGUUACAAGCCAUUAAAAUUUGUCCAGAAGUACUAUAUUUUGCUCCCGAUGAAAUCAAAUCGGACAGAGAAAUUGUAUUGGAGGCUGUUAAAAAGGAUGGCCAUGCGUUAUCAUAUGCUCUUGACACUUUUUGUGAAGACCGUGAAAUUGUUUGUACUGCCAUUCAACAAAAUCCAGAGUCUUUUCGAUAUGCUUCCGAGGAGUUUAGAGGUGACAUUAAUAUUGUAAAACAAGCCCUUUUUCAUCCUCUCUCUCAAAAUAGCGAAUUUGUUGCCUAUGAUGUAUUAGAGUAUUGUCAAGAGCCAGCAACAAAGAUUAUCGAAAACGAUUACAACUUAAUUAUGGAGCUCGUAAAGAAAGAUGGUCGCAUUUUGAAGUUUGCAAGUACAGAAUUACAAUCAAAUCGUAAAAUUGUAAGAGAAGCUGUUUUGAAUAAUAGAAAAGCUCUUGCAUGGAUGGACGAAGAGUUGUUAACCGAUGAUGAAAUUAUUUCAGCUGCCUUUAAUUCUAAAAUAACAACCACCAAAGACAGCCGUAGACGAACUCAAAAGUUAAGAAUAUUGAAGUUUUUUGAUUCACACAUGAUAGCAACUUGCGAUCGUGAAUUUAUUUUAAAGAUCGUCAAACAUGAUCCAGAUUCUUUUGAAUUUGCAAAAGGUUUUUAUAACGACCGAGAAAUUGCAUAUGAAGCUGUUAAAGGAAAUGCUGCCAUGUAUGAAUUUAUUUCGAACAAUUUAACACAAGAUCGAGAAAUAGUGCUAGAGGCUGUAAGAAAGAAAGGACAACUGUUGAACAUGAUACCCAAGCACUUUCUGAGUGACAGAGAGAUAGUAUUGGAAGCAGUCAAAGCAGAUGGAGAUUAUGCUCUUCAGUUUGUAAAGAAUGAAACAUUAAGGAACGAUGAUGAAAUUAUUGAAGCGUAUGUUAAAAAAGGGUGUCUUCGUCAACUCAAAGGAACACGUCACGCAAGUAAUAAGUCCCUGGUCCUGCAAGCUGUACAGGUUGAUGGCAGAAGUUUAUAUUAUGCUGACUCUGAAAUGAAGGAAGAUAUUGAGAUUGUGUUGGCAGCCGUAAAAAGUUUUGGAUCUGCUUUGCAAGAGGCUUCUCAAGAGUUGAAAAACAACUUUGAAGUGGCCAUGGCAGCCGUAAGUGAAGAUGGUCGUGCUUAUAAAUUUGUAUCCGAUGAACUGAAGAACAACCAUGAUAUUAUUGUGAAAGCACUACAAAAAGAUGCUUCCAUGUUGGAAUUUGUCCCAGAAAAUAGAGUGACAACUAAAAUGGUUAUGGAAUGCAUGGAGGAACAACCUUGGACGUUUGAAUUUGCUCCACAAGAACUAAAAUGUGACAAGCAAUUCGUGAAAAACAUGAUCAAAAAAACAAAGGAUGGCAAAAUUUUAAAUAAGGCCAGUGAGGAAUUGAGUAAGGAUCUAGAAUUGGUGAGAGAAGCAGUGAAAUAUGGACUUCGUUUUCGAUUUAUUCCUCUUAAAUAA